Diplodia corticola is the source of this 1074-nucleotide messenger RNA. Its product is annotated as b-zip transcription factor idi-4. Gene Ontology annotation, biological process: regulation of transcription by RNA polymerase II. Gene Ontology annotation, cellular component: nucleus. The transcript has 4 exons. The record is from RefSeq and is a predicted model, not a curated record. Gene Ontology annotation, molecular function: RNA polymerase II transcription regulatory region sequence-specific DNA binding; DNA-binding transcription activator activity, RNA polymerase II-specific. Lineage: Eukaryota; Fungi; Ascomycota; Dothideomycetes; Botryosphaeriales; Botryosphaeriaceae. Bases 1 to 1074 code for a protein of 357 amino acids.
AUGCCGGCGGAGCAGCCGCACGACAGGAACGCCAGCCUGGACGCCGAAUCCACACCCGUCAGCGCGCACCGUCUGCUGCGCUCUGUGCCUCUAGCAGAAAGCGCCUUCUCCGCACUGCCACCUCUCGCCGUCCUUAAAUACUCGUCCUCUUCUCAACCUCAGGCCCACCCCCAAACCUCAGCGGCUUCUCCUUUCCGCUUCUACCUUUUCCCUCGGGCCUCGAUUGUGGGAGGCCCUUUCUUCGUGUUUUCUCCCGACAACGACAACACUUGGACACAAUGCCAGUCUGCAACAAGCUCUCCGUCUUCUACUACGUGCCGAGCCAGGUCUUCGCAACAUACUAUCCAACCUAACACCAGUGGUUUAUCGCACCUUGGGAACCACGGCUGCCUUGCACCGCAUCUCACCGGCACAUCUUUGGACUUCGCUUUCACACACGGCAACUCUACACCGGAUCUUCUCGCUUCCUUCACGGAACCAUACCCCCUGCUUCCCCCCUCGUCCGUUUCCGACCCACUCUUGGACGGUGCGUUUGACGCGGCAUCGUUCGAUCUUUUCGGCGGCCUACAAAACGACCCGCUCCUGUUCGCGCUUGAUGGCGCAAACACUGGAUCAAACUACUCGGACGAGUCUCCUGACAUGUACAACGAAUCUUUCCUUGCCGCUACUCUGAACCCCGCACCAGACUCAUUCAACUCGUUUGCUGCAUCUACCCAACCCUCCAGCAAAGCUCCUUCUUCCCGGCCGUCACCCUACUCUACGGCCGAGUCGGCAUUCUCCAAUGACGCACCGGCGGGUGCCUCUUCAUCUCCCUCAGGCUCCUCCUCUUCGGCGGGCGGCAAGCGCAAGCGCGCCGCUUCGGGCGACGAGCCCGCGGACGAAACGCUUGCCGACAAACGGCGCCGCAACAACCUCGCGGCGGCAAAGUACCGGCAGAAGAAGGUGGACCGGAUCUCGGAGCUGGAAGAUGAGGUGAAGGAAGUAUCCAAGGAGAGGGAUGAGCUGAAGCUGCAGCUGGCGCGGAGGGAUGCCGAGUUGGAGCUUCUGCGGAAGCUGAUGAUGGAUAGGAAGUAG